CAUUGAUUGGACGAUGAAAGAGAGACUUCCUGUAAGAGGGAGGGGGUUAAAGAUGGCGGCGCUGAGAGAGUUGUUAGGUCGGCUUGUGCGACGGGCAUGUUCUGUUACCGUGCAGAGUUUUCCGAAAAACAAAGUGGAGCCAGUCACUUGGAAUAUAUGGAUUAGACAGAAAUUUACAAAAGCAAGAGUUCCUGAAUCGGUAUUUCAGCCACAUCCUGGUGAUCAUGAAAAAUACGGGGGUGAUCCAGAGCAGCCUCACAAAUUACACCUCAUCACCAGGAUCAAAAGUGGAAGAAGACGUCCUUAUUGGGAAAAGGAGUUGAUCAAACAAUUUGGAUUGGGAAGAAGAUAUGAGCCUGUAGUGCACAAAAACAUCCCUGCUGUGAAUAAAAAACUGAAGAUCAUUAAACAUCUAAUAAGGAUUCAACCACUGAAGCUACCCCAUGGGCUUCCAACUGAAGAUGAAAUGUCUGAUACGUAUAUUAACUGCAGCACAGGUGAACUAAUAAUUCGUCGUCAUCUAAAACCAGUUGAACAGAAAGCAAUUGAUUCUUCAUAAUGUAUAGUGCCACUGUAUGCAAUAAAUGUAAUCUUAAUUUGGAA
Messenger RNA from Pogona vitticeps (central bearded dragon), 603 nucleotides. RefSeq names its product mitochondrial ribosomal protein L30 (gene MRPL30). The record is from RefSeq and is a predicted model, not a curated record. Gene Ontology annotation, biological process: translation. Gene Ontology annotation, molecular function: structural constituent of ribosome. Gene Ontology annotation, cellular component: mitochondrion; large ribosomal subunit. NCBI's taxonomy places the organism in Eukaryota, Metazoa, Chordata, Lepidosauria, Squamata, Agamidae.